UAAAAAAUUGCGGGAAUUGUUAACUCAGCCAAAAAAAAAUUAAUGUGGUAAACAUUGCAGUCACUGGUCUACUAUCCUCAACAACAGCAACUUUCCAAUACAGCAAGUGCAUCGCAGUGAUGAGUGAUAUUGAUUCACAAGAGGAUAAUGAUGAAGACUGGGAAGACACCAAGUGGGCGGAUCCUUAUGAUAAAAGUCCAAACAAAAAUAAGAUGGAUGCAAUAGGAUCUGUUCUGAAUGUCACAGGCAAAGAUAAAGUGAAAAUGCAGCCAAUACAAAAAAAUCAGGUAGAAGACAACCAAAACUUUUCAGAAAGUGACAGCAAGGCCUCAGAAAAUUCUGGUCUUAUGAAUCGUAUGAGAUUAAAUGAUAACAAAGCUGGCAUGGAUGGAUUGGACAAAGAAAAGAUCAAUCAAGUCAUCCUUGAAGCAUCAAAAGGAUCAAGAUUUUUUGAAAAUGAAAGAAAGAAAGAACAACAGAUGAAUAAAAGAAUUGAAGAGCAGAAAAUGAAGUUACAACAGAUAACAGAAAGUCAGCUUAAACAGGGAAUAAUUGAAGCAGAUAAACUUCUGGAGGAAUUUGAGAACACCAGAGAUUUGAGUAAAACCAUCGUUCACAUUGAUAUGGAUGCAUUCUAUGCAGCAGUUGAGAUGAAAGACAACCCAGCACUGAAAGAUAAACCAAUGGCUGUCGGUGGCAUGUCUAUGUUGUCCACUUCUAACUACCAUGCAAGGAAGUUUGGAGUGAGGGCAGCCAUGCCAGGUUUUAUUGGUAAAAAGUUGUGUCCAGAACUUAUUAUUGUACCAACACACUUUGAUAGAUACACGGACAUCAGUAAGCAAGUACGAGAAGUGUUGGCGGAAUAUGAUCCAAAUUUCUCUCCAAUGAGUUUAGAUGAAGCCUACUUAGAUAUGACCGAGCAUUUUGAGAAGCGAUUUCAUCUGUCAGAAUAUGAAAGGACAGUUGUAUGCAGAAAAACAGACGGUUGCAGUAAAACUUUAUGUAAUUGUGAUUUAAACCUGAAAUUAAAAGCCUUACUAUUGUAUAAUGAACUUAGUAAACAUAACAGCUCUCCGUCAAAUGAUACUGCAGGUGAAACUGAACUUAAAAGUGAAAAACAGUCAACAACAAUGUGUCCUCUUUGUGGCCGACCUUAUCCAGAGUAUGACCUUGUGGCCUUUGGCAUGUCACCUGAUGAUUCUGUGAAUGAGAUGAGAGCAAAAAUAGAGCAGAAAACUGGUUUGACAGCCAGUGCAGGUAUUGCACCAAAUACGAUGUUGGCUAAAGUUUGUUCUGAUAAAAACAAGCCAAAUGGUCAGUACAGAAUAUUACCUAAUAGAGACACAGUUAUGGAAUUUAUUACAGAUCUACCAACAAGGAAGAUAAGUGGUAUUGGUAAAGUGAGUGAGACCAUGCUUAAUGCCCUAGGUGUUUACACAUGUAAAGAUUUGUAUGAGCAGAGGGCACUGCUAUAUCACUUGUACUCAUCAAUAUCAUUUAACUACUUUAUGAGAAUAUGUCUGGGUAUAGGCUCUACAUUUGUUGAAAGGGACAGUGAAAGAAAAAGCAUUAGUACUGAAAGAACAUUCAAUGAGAUCAGUAAACCAGUAGAGUUAUACAGUAAAUGUGAAGAACUGAGUGAAGCCUUGUCUGAAGAUUUAAAAGAUGAAGAGUUAAAGGGUAAAACAGUUUCUAUAAAGAUAAAGACAGUUGAAUUUGAAGUGAAGACAAGAGCACACACUUUAAAAGACUACACAAGUGAUAGUGAUUUAAUUUAUGCUGCAGCAAAGGAGUUACUGAGGGUUGAAAUACAGGCUAUAGCACCUAACCCUCUUAGGUUAAGACUUAUGGGAGUGAGAAUGUCAAGUUUGUUACAUCAAAACCUGUGUAAAAAGAAACAGAAUACUAUAACUGGAUUUAUCAAACGUAUGGGAACAGUCAAACAGAAACAACAGGAAUACAGUGACAGUGCUAUGUCUGAAGGUGAAAGUGAAAGUAAAAAUGCAGAGAGCACUGUGUUUCAGGAACAAACCUUAGAAAAGUCUCAUGUUUGUGUGGUCACAGAACAAAAUUUGAAAAAGUCACAUGUCUAUUUUUCCAAAGAAGUUGAAAAUGUACUCAUCAAAGAUGAAUCCUCGGACAGUGAACAAAAUGAUGAGAGACCUAUUGAUUUUGAUAUAAAUAUGUUAAAGUGUACCAAAGAGAAAGAUUUAGACGUCAUUAAAAAGAAUGCCAUACCUCCUAAAUUAACAUCUGACAGGGAAGAUGAUAUUAAACUAAAGGAAACUAAUAUAUUAAUUCAAGGAAUUAGGGAAGACAUUGCAACUGUGAAACUGAAUGCAAAAGAAUUGAAAAAUGGCAUUCAUGAAAGUAAAGACUUGAGUAAUGGGAGCUGUGAUAAUCAGGAAUGUACAACUUCUACAAAUACUGCAUUGGACAGUUAUGUUUGUCCUGUGUGUCAGGAUAAUAUUGAAUGUAAAGACCUUACAAUGUUUAAUCAGCACAUUGAUGUCUGCUUGAACAAGAAGGUUGUAAUGGAUUGUACAAAGAUUGCAAAUGAUGAGGAUAAAUCUUUGAAAAAAUCAUUAUCCCCAAGAAAGAAAUCUAAAUCUUUGCCAAAAUCAAAACCCAAGAAAAAAACUUUACAAUUUACUCCAAUUUCAUCAUCCUUAGUGUCACAGUUUUGUAAACAAAAUAUUGAAAAAAGAGAGGAAGUUCCAGACGAAGAGAAAGAGUUUAAAAAUUCCGAAGGAAUGAUUGUUGAUAUUGAUUCUGAUUCUGAAAGAGAUUCAGAAAAACCUGAGUUAGGUAAAAUAAUAAAAACUGGAAGUAUCAGACAAAAAACUAAGGGAAAACAAUUAAGGAAAGACAACACUCUGUCUAACGGUGGCAGUUCUCACAUAGAAACCAAAGGAGAAAAUUCAGAAAUAUUUGACAAAGAAGUGUCAAGUCAUAAAUCAUACACAGAUCGCAGUGAUGGACCAUGUUUGCCUUCUGAAGAUACAGACUCAAUGUUAUCUGUGAAAAUUAGCAAUUCUCAAUCAACCAAUGAUGAGAUGGAGAACUUAAAUUCAUCUAAAUAUUUGAUUUGUCCAGUAUGUUUUAUGGAACAGAAAGGAUGUGAUUUGGAUAUUUUCAAUGAACAUGUAGAUACAUGUUUAUCUAAAGAUGAGAUUACUAAAGUUGUUAAAAUUGAGAACAGUGCACCUUCAAAACCACAGAAAAUUGACAAAAAAAUCAUGGUUAAAUCACAAAAAAGAUCAUUGGAUUCACCGACAGGAAAACAAGGAAAUAAGCGACAAAAGACCAAAACUGACAUUCGAACCAUUGAGUCUUUCUUUAAAAUUUAAACAUUCCAUUUAUAUAUUGCAUCGUAACUAUUCAUGAUAUAACGUUUAUAAAACAAAUAUAUUUUUACAAAAAUAGUAAAUGUAUACAGUAAAAAAAAAAUCAAGGAUAUUUGUCUUUUCCUGUCAGAACUUUCCUCUAUGAAAAGACUGGUGUUCUUUAAUAUAAACAGGAUCAACAAAUACUGGGAUAUAUCAGUCAGGGGUGCUACUUAAACAUGUGAUUUCAUAAUCACCUAUUUCAGUGAUUUUUUGGGAUACGAUUGCUGUCAAGCAAUCUGUAGACUUUUACCGUUGACCCUAUGAUACACUCCCUCACGUCAUUCGUUUUAUUGGAAAAUGACGCAGUCAUUGUUCCAUAACUGCCGACCUGAUUUCUCUGCCUACCGCGCUUGGUUUCGUAUUUACUAAUUUCAAUACAAACUGGAAUGUGCUUGUGUUAUCAUUAUGCAUGAGCAUUGUGUAGUAAUCAGCCAGGAACCAGUUUACAAACUAACUGGUUUCUGUUUGUAUUCCACUACAGUCGAACAAAGUGUUGUAGUUUGACAGGAACCAGUCCAGAAUUGUGUAAACUACAAAACGUAAUCGGUUAUUAUCAUUCCGUUUUGUUGUUUCAUACCGACUUAUAUGGUUUGAAUAAGCUUAAGACCCUUCAAACAUUAAUGUGAUAGGUAUAUUAAAGACUGUUUUACAAAAGGAUGAAACUGUUUUGCUUUAAAAGUCGUACUAAAGUGAUAUAUGUUAUGUACGGAUUUCCACUCUCACCGGUUAAUUUCUUCUUUUACACGUGCUUUUGAAACUUCCUGUUUAAACAUCGCAAGUUUUAAAAUUGUUUUUUGAGUGAAUUAAACUUAUUUUAACAAUCACGAAGCGUUCGGGAAUCAUUUCAAGCAGUUUCUUCUUCUCUUUGAUGAAGGAAAAUAGGUUUUCUCAAGAAAAUACCGCAAACGAUCGCAGAGGAAUUGAAACGUACAAGUCAAGUCGGCACCUGGUUAAAUUGGCAUCUAGUCAAAUCGGCACCUAUUUGACGUCAAUUCGGCUUCCAAUAAUAUUUAUUAUAAUAUUUUCUAUUCAAUUAAUUAAUAACUGUUACCAAGUACAUAGUGAAUAUUAGGUAAACAACGAAACCAAAGUGAAUAUGUUGUUGUGUAUAAAAGUAAACAACGAAGCUAUUGUUUUAACCAUUAGACAAUUAUUAAAAUUAAAUGGAAAACUAUGAGUCCCUUUCAAUAAAUCAAACUUUCAUGCCAAAUAAUUAUCAAAUUUAAGGUGGUUUUUUUUUCAGUAAUGUUUAAACAGCAUUAAACAAACAAUCCUGUAAAAGACUCAACUGGUUAAAUAAUGCAUAAAAAUAUCCAAUAUCUCAUGUAUUAGUCCAAAUAAUAAUGACGUCUGACAAGGCUAUUUUAUUUUUUUCUGGGACGCCUUCCUAAG
Messenger RNA from Mytilus trossulus (common blue mussel), 4781 nucleotides. RefSeq names its product DNA polymerase kappa-like. The transcript has 13 exons. Gene Ontology annotation, molecular function: damaged DNA binding; DNA-directed DNA polymerase activity. Gene Ontology annotation, biological process: error-prone translesion synthesis. Bases 120 to 3350 code for a protein of 1076 amino acids. Lineage: Eukaryota; Metazoa; Mollusca; Bivalvia; Mytilida; Mytilidae. Gene Ontology annotation, cellular component: nucleus. The record is from RefSeq and is a predicted model, not a curated record.